Messenger RNA from Cucurbita maxima (winter squash), 2437 nucleotides. Its product is annotated as E3 ubiquitin-protein ligase ORTHRUS 2-like. Gene Ontology annotation, biological process: negative regulation of gene expression via chromosomal CpG island methylation; protein ubiquitination. The transcript has 12 exons. The record is from RefSeq and is a predicted model, not a curated record. The coding region runs from base 286 to 2268 and encodes 660 amino acids. Gene Ontology annotation, molecular function: ubiquitin protein ligase activity; metal ion binding. Lineage: Eukaryota; Viridiplantae; Streptophyta; Magnoliopsida; Cucurbitales; Cucurbitaceae.
GCUCAUCUUCCCAAACCUUCUCUCUCAAAUCUCAUUUUAUUUACCACUUUUAUUUUCAACUCUCAUUUCAGUUCAGCACUAGGGUUUGCUCUGCUUUGCCCAUACGCAUUUCUGGGGAGGUCGAUAGCAGCAGCAGUGCCCCUGGAACAUCAAAUCAAACCGCUCAUUCUACAUAAACCAUCCAAAUCACAAGAUGAAAAACUUAGCAAUUUGAUUGGGUCACUGUACUACUCCGAUGGGGAGACAGUGAAAGGGUUUAACUAAGUUGUUGGGUGGAGUGUGAAUAUGGUGGAACAAGAUGCCAAGCGACAGCCGAAGGCUACAAACAUUAUGGCAAGUAAAACCCAGUUGCCUUGCGACGGCGAUGGCAUUUGCAUGCUCUGCAAGGCCAAGCCUUCCGACUUGGAGACAAUCACAUGCAAAACUUGCGUCACCCCUUGGCACGUCGAUUGUCUCUCAAGUCCCCCUGAAACCCUGGCAUCAACCCUUCAAUGGGACUGUCCCGAUUGUUCCUCCCCUCCCGAAGAUGUUCCCCUUCCUCCGAUCGGCAACAAUCCACUCCCUACUACGCCUUCUAGUGACCUUGUUGCUGCGAUUCGAGCCAUUGAGGCUGAUGUCUCCCUUACUGACCGUGAGAAGGCAAAGAAGCGCCAGGAGCUUCUCAGCGGAAAGAUGCAGUCCGACAAGGAUGAUCAUGAUGCCAACAAGGAAAAGAAAAAAAAGGGGGACGAUGUUUUGGAUUUGUUGGACGAGAGAUUGAACUGCUCGUUCUGCAUGCAAUUACCAGAAAGGCCAGUCACUACUCCAUGUGGCCACAAUUUCUGCUUAAAAUGUUUCCAGAAGUGGAUUGGACAAGGAAAGAACACUUGUGCAAAGUGCCGCUGCGUUAUACCUUCCAAAAUGGCUAGCCAGCCCCGUAUAAAUUCCACCCUUGUAGUGGCCAUUCGUAUGGCUAAAUUGUCAAAAUCAUUAGUUUCUGGAGGACCUCAGAAGGUUUAUCAUUUUGUCCACAAUCAAAAUAGACCAGACAAAGCCUAUACCACUGACCGGGCACAAAGAAAUGGGAAGGCUAAUGCUGCCAGUGGAAAAAUAUUUGUUACAAUUCCAACUGAUCAUUUUGGUCCCAUUCCUGCUGAAAAUGAUCCCGAGAGAAACCAGGGUGUUCUGGUCGGUGAAUGCUGGGAGGAUCGGUUAGAAUGUCGUCAAUGGGGUGCUCACUUUCCACAUGUUGCAGGUAUAGCGGGACAGUCAAAUAAUGGUGCACAAUCAGUGGUUCUUUCUGGUGGCUACCAGGAUGAUGAAGAUCAUGGGGAGUGGUUCCUCUACACUGGAAGUGGGGGUCGAGACCUUAGUGGGAACAAGCGUACAAGCAAGGAUCAGUCUUUUGACCAGAAAUUUGAAAAAUCAAACCAAGCGCUACAAGUUAGUUGCUUGAAGGGCUAUCCUGUUAGGGUUGUUAGAUCUCACAAAGAAAAGCGUUCCUCAUAUGCUCCAGAGAAGGGAUUGCGGUAUGAUGGAAUUUAUAAGAUUGAGAAGUGUUGGCGUAAAGUGGGAAUUCAGGGCUUCAAGGUAUGUCGCUAUUUAUUUGUUAGAUGCGACAAUGAGCCUGCUCCAUGGACAAGUGAUGAACAUGGAGAUCGACCUAGACCCUUACCUAAAAUUUCAGAGUUGAAAAAAGCGACGGAUAUUACGGAGAGGAAGGGAGGUUCCUCAUGGGACUUUGAUGAGAGCGAUAGUCGAUGGAAGUGGAGCAAAGCUCCACCAACGAGCAAGAGACCAGUUGAAGCCGAAGAUUCUGCUUCUGGGAAGAGGAGAAAAAUUAGGCAAUCGCGUAACAUGAGUGUCCGAGAAAGGUUACUAAAAGAGUUUAGCUGCCGUAUUUGCCGGGAGGCGAUGAGUUUGCCAAUUACAACACCUUGUGCCCAUAACUUCUGCAAGCCAUGCUUGGAAGGUGUUUUUGUGGGCAAGACAUUCUUGAGAGAGAGAAGCAGUGGCGGACGGGCUCUUAGAUCCCAAAAGAAUGUCAUGAAUUGUCCUUGUUGCCCCACCGAUAUAUCUGAUUUUCUACAAAAUAUUCAGGUAAAUAGAGAGUUGUUGGAUGUGAUCGAGUCACUGAAAAGUAAGAUUGAAGAAGGGGAUGCAUCUGAGAAGCUCUGUGAAGAAGUGAUAGAUGGGGAAGAGGAGGGAAAAGAUGGAAGCAAUGGGAAUGAAAGCAGCAGUUCAGUAGAAACAACAAGAAAGCGAGCAAAGGUGUAUGAUUUGGAAUGAACGAACACAAAGUGGUGUUCUUGGCUUGCUGGGCUUUGGAGAAGUGGAGUCGAUUGGAUUUUGUAUUUAUAUGGGCUGGGUAUUCGCAUAAUUUUGGAUACAUAUGCGCCCCCUUUCAUUUCAUUUGGAGAUGAUAUCAAGUUAAAUUCUUAGUUACAAUUCUUAGUUA